Messenger RNA from Manihot esculenta (cassava), 2476 nucleotides. RefSeq names its product probable LRR receptor-like serine/threonine-protein kinase At5g10290. The transcript is spliced from 4 exons. Bases 223 to 2265 code for a protein of 680 amino acids. Gene Ontology annotation, biological process: protein phosphorylation. The record is from RefSeq and is a predicted model, not a curated record. Gene Ontology annotation, molecular function: receptor serine/threonine kinase binding; ATP binding; protein kinase activity. NCBI's taxonomy places the organism in Eukaryota, Viridiplantae, Streptophyta, Magnoliopsida, Malpighiales, Euphorbiaceae.
CUUUAUCAUCUUCUCUUUGCCAGCAGACUAUACUAUCUUACAAGGUAUAGAGAGAAAGAGGUUACUUUUGCACACAUGCCGGGCAAAAACAAAGAACAAACAGUCAAAUAGAAAGAUAAUCCGUGACCACAAUAGAAUCUGGAGAGAGAUAAAGGGAGCUCAAAAUCAGAGCUGCUUGUUUAGAGAGAGCUUGUCCUCCAUCAUUCUCAGCUAAAAUCACAAAUGAAUCUUGCGGUUUUUCUCUUCUUUUUCUUCAUUUUCAUGUCCAAGGAAACUCGGGUCAGUGCAAACUCCGAGCUUAGAGCGCUCAUGGACAUGAAAGCUUCCUUGGACCCCGAGGACAAGUACCUCUCUUCAUGGACCAUUAAUGGCAACCCUUGUGAUGGUUACUUUGAGGGUGUAGCCUGCAACGACGAGGGUCAAGUGGCUAACGUUUCCUUGCAGGGAAAGGGUCUCAAUGGUAAGCUAUCUCCUGCUAUUACUGGGUUAAAGCACUUGACAGGCCUCUACUUGCAUUAUAACUCUCUGUAUGGGGAGAUACCCAAGGAAAUAGCGAACUUGAAGGUGCUUACUGACUUGUACUUGAAUGUGAAUAAUCUCACCGGUGAAAUACCUCCUGAGAUCGGAAGCAUGGAGAAUUUGCAAGUUUUGCAGCUUUGUUAUAACCAGUUUACCGGAAGCAUACCUACCCAGUUGGGGUCUUUGAAGAAACUUAAUGUUCUUGCUCUGCAAUCUAAUCAACUCACUGGUGCAAUCCCUGCAAGUUUAGGUGAUAUGAGCGUGUUAAUGCGACUAGACUUAAGUUUCAAUAGCUUAUUUGGUUCGAUUCCCACCAAACUAGCAGAUGGUCCGCUGCUUGAAGUCCUGGAUGUCCGGAACAACUCUCUCUCCGGCAACGUACCACUGGCUCUGAAGAGACUGAGUGAAGGGUUCUUAUACCAAAACAACCUGGGAUUAUGUGGGUCUGGUUUUAUGAAUUUGAAAGCCUGCAAUGUUUCAGAUAGUAUUAAUCCGAGCAGACCUGAACCCUUUGGACCAGGUUCCACUGGUUUGUCAACAAGGGAGAUUCCUGAAACCGCAAAUUUGCAGCUGCCUUGCAACCAAACCUACUGCUCAAGUAAAUCAAGAUCCCAUCACCAGGCUUCAGUUGUUGUUGGCACAGUAAUCGUAACUGUUGCAUUGUCAGCUAUAGGUAUCCUGACAUUUACUCAGUAUCGUCGCAGAAAGCAGAAGCUUGGUAGCUCUUUGGAAAUUUCUGAUAGUCGUCUAAGUACAGAUCAGGCCAAGGGGGUUUGCAGGAAGAAUGGCUCUCCACUAAUCAGUCUUGAGUAUUCUAAUGGAUGGGAUCCUCUAGCUGAUGGUAAGAAUCUCAGCGGGCAUGCACAAGAUGUCUUCCAGAGCUUCAUGUUCAACUUGAAUGAGGUGGAGACGGCCACACAGUAUUUCUCAGAAGUGAAUUUGUUGGGUAAGAGUAACUAUUCUGCAACAUACAAGGGGAUUUUGAGAGAUGGCUCUGUUGUUGCUAUCAAGAGCAUUAAUAAAACUAGUUGCAAGUCAGAGGAAGCUGAAUUCUUGAAGGGAUUGAAUAUUUUGACCUCGCUGAGGCAUGAGAAUUUAGUGAGGUUGAGAGGAUUUUGUUGUUCAAAGGGCCGUGGGGAGUGCUUUCUCAUUUAUGAUUUUGUUCCCAAUGGUAAUUUGCUGCAGUACCUUGACGUGAAGGAUGGUGAUGGCUGUGUGCUUGAAUGGUCCACCAGAGUUUCUAUUGUGAAGGGGAUCGCUAAAGGGAUAGAGUAUUUGCAUGGGUACAAAGUGAACAAGCCUGCUUUGAUUCACCAAAACAUUACUGCUGAGAAGGUGCUUCUAGACCAGCGGUGCUAUCCAUUGCUUGCAGAUUCUGGCUUACAGAACCUUCUUACAAAUGACAUUGUAUUCUCAGCACUCAAGGCCAGUGCUGCAAUGGGUUACCUAGCUCCUGAGUAUGCAACAACUGGCCGAUUCACAGACAAAAGUGAUGUAUAUGCAUUUGGGGUUAUUGUUUUCCAAGUUCUCUCGGGGAAGCGAGAAGUUACAAACUUAGUACGUCUAGGAGGUGAUUCUUGCAGAUUCCAAGAUUACAUUGACCCUAGUCUGCAUGGGAGGUUCUUUGAAUAUGAAGCAGCUAAGCUUGCAAGGAUUGCCUGGCUUUGCACUCAUGAAUCUCCAAUUGAAAGACCAUCUAUGGAAGCUAUUGUUCAAGAGCUGGGUAACUGCAGUAGCUGUCUUUAAUUUUCACGAAUGUCUUGUUCAAUAGCUGCCUGGGCAAUUUUCGAAGGAGUAAUUUAUGCCACUAACUGAACUCCUGGGACUUGUAGUUGUUUGUUUUGUCCUCCUGCUGAGGCCUAAACUUAUAGUGAAUGUUAUUGAAAACUUUGUUUUUUUGAAGCCUGCAGAUGGGAAAGUACAAGCAAUUUUCAGUUGUAAUCACCAUAAUUUUUUU